UCAGACAAAUUUUCUUCUCCGCAGAGCUAAAAAGUCACCGCCUCUCUUCUCCUUUUUUAUUAUUAUUUCUUAUUUCUCAUCUUUUAUUUAAAUAAAUAAAGAAGAAAAAUCUCUGGUUUUACGCCGGUUGGCUGCAGAAACCGCUCAGCUAUGCCAUUAUAUCUAAGCUACACCUCCUGCUAAUUUAUUUUUUCUCUCUUUUUCUCUGUUUUGUGCACAGGGACUUACGUUUCUUCUUCAUCUUUGUACUAGAUUCUCUCCCUUUCUUUGCUCUCUCGAGUAGGUCAUUCCAUCGAUUCGAAGAGUUAUCUUUCAAGCACAAAAUCCCAAAUGGGUUUUCCGUGCACUGUAUUUCUAGAACUUAGCUCUUCAAUCUUUUGAAAACAAAUCCCUGAUUGUUUUUUGGAAAAUUAUUUUGACUUUGCUAGUUGGGUUAGUGAUUAUCGUUGUAGCUCUUUCUUAUUUGUAAUAGGAAGUUUUUAAGUAACGGAUUAAGGUAAAGUUUGUUGGUGGUCCUCUGGAGGUUUUUUUUUUAUUUUUUUUUUAUUUUUGUUUGUUUCAUGAGAAAAUUUUUGUUUUUAAUGUUGGGUUUUGUUUAGUUAUACAGGGUUAUCGUUUUUUAUUUUCUAUUCUUAAGAAAGGGGUAAAGGAAAUAAUGGCACCAGCUACUAACUGGCUUUCCUUUUCACUCUCUCCGAUGGAAAUGUUGAGGUCAUCUGAAUCUCAGUUCUUAUCCUAUGAGAGCACCUCCACUGCCUCUCCUCACUAUUUGAUCGAAAACUUCUAUGAUAACGGCUGGGGAAUUUCCAAGGAAGCCCAAGGGGCUACAACAAUGGCAGAGACCGCUAUCCUCACAAGCUUUAUAAACCCAGAAACCCACCACCAAGAAGCACCAAAACUCGAGGACUUUCUUGGGGAUUCAUCAUCAAUUGUUCGAUACUCAGACAAUAGCCAAACAGAGACUCAGGACUCAUCUCUGACUCACAUCUAUGACCAGGGCUCUGCUGCUUACUUCAGCGACCAACAAGAUCUCAAGGCGAUUGCUGGGUUCCAAGCCUUUUCAACUAACUCGGGGUCGGAGGUAGAUGACUCGGCUUCAAUAGCCCGGACUCAGCUUGGUGGCGGUGAGUUUGUGGGUCACUCGAUUGAAUCGACAGGAAACGAAUUGGGUUUCUCUAAUUGCACCGGUGCAAAUAAUGCGUUGUCACUUGGGGUUAAUAAUCAGAGUUCCAAAGAGAAGGCUAUUGUUCCAGCUGAAUCUGAUUGCCCUAAAAAGAUUGCCGAUACUUUUGGCCAACGAACUUCAAUUUACAGAGGAGUCACUAGACACAGAUGGACAGGUAGAUAUGAAGCGCAUCUUUGGGAUAACAGCUGUAGGAGAGAGGGUCAGGCAAGAAAAGGGCGUCAAGUAUACUUAGGUGGAUAUGAUAAGGAAGAAAAGGCCGCCAGGGCUUAUGAUUUGGCAGCUCUGAAAUAUUGGGGUCCCACUGCAACCACCAACUUCCCUGUUACACAUUAUACUAAAGAACUUGAGGAGAUGAAAUAUGUGUCUAAACAAGAAUUCAUUGCCUCGCUGAGGAGGAAGAGCAGUGGGUUUUCAAGGGGAGCCUCUAUAUACAGAGGAGUAACAAGGCACCAUCAACAGGGUCGUUGGCAGGCAAGAAUAGGUCGUGUUGCAGGAAACAAAGACCUAUACCUUGGCACAUUUGCCACUGAAGAAGAAGCAGCUGAGGCAUAUGAUAUAGCAGCCAUAAAGUUUCGGGGUAUGAAUGCAGUGACCAAUUUCGAGAUGAGCCGAUAUGAUGUGGAAGCUAUCAUGAAGAGUGCUCUUCCCAUUGGUGGGGCAGCCAAGCGGUUGAAGCUCUCGCUUGAAGCCGAGCAGAAACCGACACUGAACCAUGAACAGCAGCCUCAGAGUAGCAGCAAUAAUAUCAGUUUUGCUUCUAUGGCGCCUGUAUCUACUAUCCCUUGUGGUAUUCCUUAUGAAAACACAACAGUCUAUCAUCACAACCUUUUCCACCACCUUCAAUCUGCUAACAACUUUGGUGGGACUGAUUCUUCCGGCUCCGCCUCAUCGAUGGCGAGUCCGAUGACUUUAUUGCCACAAACAGCUGCAGCUGAGUUUUUUAUAUGGCCUCAUCAAUCUUAUUGACCAAAGCAGUUUUGACUUAAGAAAAAGCAGCUAACAUGUGGCAGCUGGCCGAGUCGAAGUUAUCUUCCUAGCUGACAAAUAUUGCUGACUGUUCUACCUGAAUGUAACUCUUAGCUAACCUUGGCAGGAGUAGGAAAGAAAAGCGAGUAGGUUUUUCCUUUUUCUUCUAUUUUGUUUUAAUGGAUAAGGUCCUAGUUGCAGUAUGAUGCUGGAUUUUGUAACUAACUUGUCUUAAAUAUGUGUUGAAUGAUGGAGCAUCCAAAUACUUGCGGAAAGGUUUUCAAGAUUAUUCUCCAA
Messenger RNA from Hevea brasiliensis (rubber tree), 2449 nucleotides. RefSeq names its product AP2-like ethylene-responsive transcription factor AIL6. Gene Ontology annotation, biological process: regulation of DNA-templated transcription. The coding region runs from base 656 to 2152 and encodes 498 amino acids. Gene Ontology annotation, molecular function: DNA binding; DNA-binding transcription factor activity. The transcript is spliced from 9 exons. The record is from RefSeq and is a predicted model, not a curated record. NCBI's taxonomy places the organism in Eukaryota, Viridiplantae, Streptophyta, Magnoliopsida, Malpighiales, Euphorbiaceae.